This is a messenger RNA of Dendrobium catenatum, 1098 nucleotides long. RefSeq lists its product as uncharacterized. Gene Ontology annotation, molecular function: zinc ion binding; nucleic acid binding. Lineage: Eukaryota; Viridiplantae; Streptophyta; Magnoliopsida; Asparagales; Orchidaceae. The record is from RefSeq and is a predicted model, not a curated record. The coding region runs from base 1 to 1098 and encodes 365 amino acids. The transcript is spliced from 2 exons.
AUGGGAGAUCAAGGUUUAGUUUCUUCCCUUCCUCCCUCCCCUUCUCCUACCACCGUCACCACUCCGGACAUCAUCAUUCUGGCUACUCUCAAAUUCCUCAUCUCCAACAUCAAAAACCUCAUUCCGAACCAGCUAACCAUUGAAAAGUAUGCCAUUUGGAGAACUCAAAUCCUACAGCAGUUCUCAGCCAAUGGGUACGCCGGCCACCUAUCGGGAUCUACCACACAGCCGUCCGACGCCACCUUUGCGGAACAUACGACCUGGAAUCUCAUUGACAGCAACCUUAUUUCAACCCUCUUCUCCACCAUCACACCAUCCAUUCUACCAUAUGUCAUUACCGCCUCCACCGCUCAAGAAAUCUGGAAGAUUCUUGAACAUCGCCUGCAGCCUUCGAGUCGUUCUCGUGUUCUUCAACUCAAGAACGAACUCCAUCAUGUGCAGAUGAAAAACCUAUCUAUGCAGCAAUACCUUUCCCACAUAAAGAACAUUGUCGACACCAUUGCCGCAUCCGGAUCCAAAAUCGAUCACGAGGACAUAAUUCUUCACAGCCUCAACGAACUUCAGUUGCCUUACAACUCCUUUAAGGCAGCAUUUCGGACUUCCUCCCUACCUGCCGAUCUAGAUAAUCUGUACUCGCUUAUGUGUAGCGAAGAAAUCCAUGUAAAUCAAGAACUUCUUAAAGAUCAAUCAGCUACCGCAUUGUACGCCUCCUCCUGCAACCAGACGCGAAAUCGAAAUCAAAAGCAAUCCUUCAAGAACAAGAACGGCCCGCCCAGACCACCUAUUUCAAACCAGACUCCAUCGAACACUGUUCCAUCCACGACAACGCGCCCAACUUGCCAAAUAUGUGGCAAGACUGGACACAUUGCCAUAAACUGUUGGCACCGGUGUAACUUCAAGUACGCACCGACCACCACCUCCGGUUCCAGGAUUCUCAAGAUCAACGACUUCUUCUUCGUGGUCAUCUUCGUAAUGGCCUAUACCAUCUACAACCGUCUCCAGACACUUCCGCUAUGGCUCUACAAGCAAGAACCACAUCCUCUCAGUUGUGGCAUGCCCGAUUGGGACAUCCCAAUCAACGUCUGCUUAAUUCUUUAG